AAAUACCACCAGUGCUCGUGCGAAAACCGUUCGUUUCAUCGUCUAGGGUAGUGCUAGGAACUUCGUCGAUAGUUGUGAAAAAUGAUCACCCGAAAGUGUCACCCUCCACUACUCGAUCUGUACCUACGAUCGCAGCAAUAAUGGUUAGUGUCAAGCAAGUAAGGCACAAACUAUGGAACGUUCUGCACGCGCUGUGCCACGAUCCGAAGCGCCUGGUCCGUGGAAUAGUGCUGUUCAUCUGCAGCAUCGUCGUGAUGUACCAGCUGACCGACUGUUUCAAGAAGCUGUGCAAUCCACCAAUCUCCACCCACUCCCGGUUCGAUCUGAACGAGUCCAUGCUCUAUCCCGCAAUAACCUUUUGCCGCGAGCCAGCCUACAAGGCAGACGUCAUGGCCAAGUACAACCUGGCGAUGCACCCCAAGUACACCAGUUCGUUCGACCAGUUUCCCUUCAACGAGUCCUCGCUGGAGCAACUGUUUGGUGAAGCGACCUACAACCAUAGCGAGUUUUUCAUCCAGCACGGCCUGAACGGUGGCACAAACAAUAUAGAGGUGGUGGAAAGUUUGCAUUUGGACAUGGGACGAUGCUACACGUUGAAUCCGCUGAUUACCACCAAACAUUCCUGGAAGGAGGCGGGCUACUCGAUCAUGUUGCGCCAUGACACGAACAUCUCGCGAGUGAGCGUUGGCGAUACCCCGCCCGGCUGGCAUGUGUUCAUUCACGAUGAAACCGAAGGAUUCGCUGAAAACCGCAUGCAAUCGUCCGGCCGGGUGGAGUAUCUGUUUCUGGAGGUUAACGAAGAAAUGGAAAUUCGCCUAUCAACGCAGCACUUCUUCAUGUUGGCAAGUUACGAAAAUGAAUGCGUCGAGUUUUCCACCGUUAGCUCUACCAGGUGUGGAGAAAUUUGCCACUGGAAUGCAGUGGUUGAAUCAGUCGGAUGCUCCGGACCCUGGAUGCCGGGAAUAGGGGUCCAGGAUUGUGACAAUGCCGAAAAUACGAAGCAGCUGAUAAAAUUCUACCGUCAGCUAGAAGAUCUGGAUGGGACACAGUGCGGGUGCUUUCAACCCUGCACCACCACCAUAUACACGGCGUCCGUGAUGAAUCGCAAACCGUUCCACAUCAGUGUUCCGGCUGCACAGCUUUGGGUGUACUACACGUCCAAGAUGGUGACGAUUGUAGAAGAAUUCCACGGCUAUGAUUUCAACCAGUUUGUCUCAGAUCUUGGAGGUUCUCUUGGCUUUUUGCUCGGUUUGUCGGUUCUCGGGCUAAUUGGACUGCUGGAGAAAAUUGUGGAGCUGGUCUUCAUUCGACGGCUGUUGGCCGAAAAGCGCAAGAAACAAAUGGCCAAGGAAGGAGCCGGCAAAGAUCCGACGCAACCAACACGAUCUGAAGACUUCGACACUUCGAAUCAAUCGGAUGAUGCGAAGAUGUCUGAAACCGGGCAACCAACGGAGACUAGUCUGAAACAGUAAAAAUGUUACUAAAGCGAUCACUCUAUGCUAUUUCCUGACAUACGAGAGAAAAAAAAGUACCAAAAAAUAUAUAUUUCCAACAUCAAAAA
This is a messenger RNA of Anopheles stephensi (Asian malaria mosquito), 1561 nucleotides long. RefSeq names its product acid-sensing ion channel 2 (gene ppk17). The coding region runs from base 141 to 1472 and encodes 443 amino acids. The record is from RefSeq and is a predicted model, not a curated record. The transcript is spliced from 5 exons. Gene Ontology annotation, cellular component: membrane. Gene Ontology annotation, molecular function: ligand-gated sodium channel activity. Gene Ontology annotation, biological process: sodium ion transmembrane transport. NCBI's taxonomy places the organism in Eukaryota, Metazoa, Arthropoda, Insecta, Diptera, Culicidae.